AAACUCCAUCAACAUCUCGUCUUUUCUCUCUAUUUCCAAUACCAACCACAGCAAUAAUAUUCCACAUUGCAGCUCCCUUAGUGAAGGGCGCGCACGUCGCCCCAUUAGUGCGCGUUCCAUCCAACAACGCCAUGGCCUCUUACCAUAAGCCCAUGCUGUUGAUUAUGUUCCUGCUUCUAUCGAUGAUUUUCGUUUCUUCUUAUGCAUUGUCAGACAUUGAAAUCCUUCUUAAGUUCAAAUCUUCUUUAUCCAAUGACACUGCAUUGGGAAAUUGGGAAAACAAUAAACCUCCAUGCAAUGGGAGUCGUGCCAAUUGGCUUGGUGUUCUUUGCGAUAAUGGUACCAUUUGGGGUCUACAGCUUGAGAAUAUGGGACUAUCAGGCACCAUUGAUGUGAAUAGCUUGACCAGUUUAUCCGGUUUAAGAACCUUAAGUUUUAUGAACAAUAAUUUCGAUGGUCCCAUUCCUGAGUUGAAGAAACUUAAUGCAUUGAAAUCCAUUUAUUUAUCCAAGAAUCGUUUCUCUGGAGAAAUUCCUGGGAAUGCAUUUGCAGGUAUGAUUUGGCUCAAGAAGUUGCAUCUGUCCCAAAAUGAGUUUAUGGGUGCAAUUCCUGAAUCAUUGGCCACAUUGCCGAAGCUUUUGGAGCUUAAACUUGAUGGGAACCAGUUUUCAGGUCAAAUACCGGAUUUUAAACAGAAGGACUUGCAGAUAGUGGAUCUCUCCAAUAAUGGGUUGGAGGGUUCUAUACCAGCAAGCCUUAGCAAGAUGAAUGCCAGCAUGUUUUCAGGCAAUAAAGGUCUUUGUGGGCUACCAUUGAAGACAUGUGAUUCCCCUGCUGCUGACUCGAACUCUGGCUCCAGCUCCAAGAAGCCCUCAAUAGGGGUUAUUGUGAUCCUUGUCAUAGUUGGGGUGUUCGUAUUACUUGCCACACUGGCAUUCGUCAUAGUCAAUCGACAGAAAAGGCAACCACCUCUAUCAAUGGAGGCUCCACCGUCAAACCUUCGAACAAAAGCAGGUUUCAAGGAAGAAGAAUAUGGCUCCCCAGGGUGUUCACAACACUCAAGGAAUGGAAAGAAGGUAGAGACUGUAAAACUUUCUUUCACGAGUGAUGACAGAGAGAGGUUUGAUUUGCCAGACUUGCUAAAAGCUUCAGCUGAGAUAUUGGGAAGUGGAUGCUUUGGGUCAUCUUAUAAGGCUGUUCUACCAAAUGGGCCCGAGAUGGUGGUGAAGAGGUAUAAACAAAUGAAUAACGUUGGGAAAGAAGAGUUCCAAGAGCAUAUGAGGAGAAUAGGGAGACUGAGACACAAUAACUUGCUUCCUCUCGUGGCUUAUUAUUAUAGGAAGGAAGAGAAGCUUCUUAUCUCUGAUUUUGUUCAAAAUGGAAGCUUGGCUGUUCAUCUACAUGGUCACCAAUCUUUGGGGCAACCAGGCCUUGAUUGGCCUACUAGAUUGAAGAUUGUGAAAGGAGUAGCCAAGGGCCUCGCAUACCUCUACAAGGAGUUACCUAGUUUGAUUGCACCCCAUGGUCACCUCAAAUCCUCAAAUGUUCUCCUAAAUGAAUCCUUUGAACCCCUCAUUACUGAUUACGGUUUGAUCCCUGUAAUCAACCAAGAGAGUGCUCAAGAGCUCAUGGUAGCUUAUAAGUCACCUGAAUAUGUGCAUCAUGGUAGGAUUACAAAGAAGACCGACGUAUGGGGACUUGGGAUAUUGAUUUUAGAGAUUUUAACCGGAAAAUUCCCUGCAAACUUCUUGCAAAAGGGUAAAGGAAGUGAAGAGGAUUUGGCAACUUGGGUGAGCUUGGUAGUUGGAGAAGAAAUGUCGACAGAGGAGGUGUUUGACAAAGAAAUGGGAAAAGCAAGUGAUAGGGAUGGAGAAAUGCUCAAGCUAUUAAAGAUUGGAUUGAGUUGUUGUGAAGUAGAUGCGGAGAAGAGAUUAGAUAUAAAAGAUGCUAUUCAGAGAAUUGAAGAAUUAAAGGAGACGGAUGGUGAUGAGGAUUCCUACUCUUUGGUGGCUAUUGACUAGUGGCUAGCUAGUGAAACAACAAGUCCUCAGGCAAUUCUCUUUUAGUUGAAGGGUUGAGAGAACUAAACUCUUUGGUUUGGUUUUAUAAUUUUAUGGGAUUUUGAAGGGUACGAUUGAAGUUGGUAUUUGGGUUUCAAUGCAUUUAAUUUUUGUUUUUGAAUCACUAGAUUUCCAUAGGACUUAUAUAUAGCUUGCAAUUCUUUCCUAUCUUCCUUAUAUUUUUAUCCACAUAUUAUAUUAAUUUACAUUGCUUA
Theobroma cacao (cacao) is the source of this 2275-nucleotide messenger RNA. RefSeq names its product Leucine-rich repeat protein kinase family protein (gene PRK1). The record is from RefSeq and is a predicted model, not a curated record. Gene Ontology annotation, molecular function: protein kinase activity; protein binding; ATP binding. Lineage: Eukaryota; Viridiplantae; Streptophyta; Magnoliopsida; Malvales; Malvaceae. Gene Ontology annotation, biological process: protein phosphorylation.